Messenger RNA from Babjeviella inositovora NRRL Y-12698, 1471 nucleotides. RefSeq lists its product as uncharacterized. The record is from RefSeq and is a predicted model, not a curated record. The transcript has a single exon. Gene Ontology annotation, cellular component: cytoplasm. Bases 147 to 1070 code for a protein of 307 amino acids. Gene Ontology annotation, biological process: inositol catabolic process. NCBI's taxonomy places the organism in Eukaryota, Fungi, Ascomycota, Pichiomycetes, Serinales. Gene Ontology annotation, molecular function: inositol oxygenase activity; iron ion binding.
GCCCCGUGCAACCCCGCAUCCCCCUGCACGUCGGAGUCGAAGCUAAAUCUAUAUAAGGCGAGAGAACUGCAUUUUAUUCCCAGAUCUCUGCUCUGAACUUCCUGUCCACAAUCCCAGCAGAACUUAACUCCCCCUAAAUACAUACUAUGACUGUGGCACUUGCUCAAAGAAACAUCAGAGAAUUGGAUGCUACGGACGAUGACAUCCUCCUUGUCAAUCAGUUGAAGGCGAAAAUGCACGCAGCGGAUGCUGCAUGGAACGCCGAAUCCAACUUUGACCAAGAGAAGGACAGGGACGUAUUUCGCCAGUAUGAAACAGCUUGCGAUCUGGUCAAAACCUUCUACAAGGAACAGCACACGAAGCAAACCGUCGAGUUCAACAUCAAAGUCCGCGAGGGCUUGGCCAAAACCAAGCGUGACUCCAUGAGCGUCUGGGACGCCUUAAUUAAGUUGGACGGGCUCGUUGAUGAUUCUGAUCCCGACACUGAACUGUCCCAAAUCGAACAUGCCUUGCAAACCGCUGAGGCUAUGAGAAGGGACGGCAAGCCAAGGUGGAUGCAGCUUACCGGGUUGAUUCACGAUAUGGGUAAGAUGUUGUACUUCUACGAUGCCGACGGUCAGUGGGAUGUUGUUGGUGACACCUUCCCAGUGGGCUGCAAGUACUCGGACAAGAUUGUAUACCCAGAUACGUUUGUGGAUAACCCAGAUUAUUGCCAUCCGGUUUACUCUACCGAGUUGGGGAUCUACGAGAAACACUGUGGCUUGGACAAUGUCAUGUUAUCCUGGGGCCACGACGAGUACUUGUACCAUCUUGCCAAGGAGCAAUCUACUUUGCCGGAAGAAUCCUUGGCGAUGAUUAGAUUCCACUCCUUCUACCCUUGGCACUCGGAAGGGGCCUACAGUUACUUGAUGAAUGGAGAAAAGGACGAAAGGGCUAUGAAGGCCGUGUUGGCAUUCAACCCUUACGAUUUGUACUCCAAGAACGACGAAAGAUGCGAUGUUGCCAAGUUAAAAGACUACUACUGUGAAUUAAUUGAUGAAUUCUUCCCAAACAAGUUGGUGCAGUUUUAGAUAGCGACGGUUAUCACUAGCCCUCACCAUGCUUGAUUUGGCUCCAUGUUCUCUUCCCUGUAUGGGAGCCGCUUAUUUAAUCCUUUUAUUCUCACUCUCGUCUUACUAUUCCGAAUUUGUUUGGGUUUCAGUUCUGAAAAGACAUAUAAUACAAAUAACCCUCUAGCAUCUUUCGGUAGUUAUCCAAAUGGCCCAGAUAGUUGGUGAAGAGUGUUUUCGGUCACGUGUGCAGCUGACUAGCUCGCAGGUUGUUCGGUAUCCUGUCAAAUCUACAUAUUACACGUAAGGUUUGAGUCCAUGGUGCGGCUUCAGUAAAUAUACAAAUAUUAUAUGGUGUCAAUUAUCGCUCUAUAUAUAUUUAGAUCCAAAGAAUAUAUAUUGCUGUAUAAUGCUAGUAUUGG